AUGGAUGUGGAGUUGGUGAAAGGGCUGUUGGAAACCAUUCAAAAUGCAAUGGUUUCAAAUAAGCGGUACGACAACGUAGCGGUGCCAAUUUUCGACCCGGACAAAAGCAGCGAUAGAGCAGCUACCUCGUACGAUAAGUUGGGAGACGAGGUUAAAUGGAGCAGCUUUGAGACGGUUGCAAAAGCCGGCGAUAAAAAUAAUAAUAAAUCUAUCUCUCAUGAUAUGCUCGAUGAAGCAAUGUUCGGUUUUCCAAUGAAAAUGGACGUCGCAACUUCAGCGAUCGUUAGAGAUACGAUUGGAGUUAUAAGAUCUAAAGAUUUGGAUAAUUAG
Parnassius apollo (apollo) is the source of this 330-nucleotide messenger RNA. Lineage: Eukaryota; Metazoa; Arthropoda; Insecta; Lepidoptera; Papilionidae. The record is from the annotation of a GenBank genome assembly.